AUGAAGCGAUUAGAACGCUCGGAAUCACGUACUGUGACUAAGAAAUGUCCGGACUGUGACCAGCAGUGUCCAGUCGCUCUGAGAGCAUGCAACUGUGGCUACUCAUUCACAAAGACUCGGCCAAACAGAACACGAACAGCUAGUGCCGCAGCAAAAAAUGCAGCAGCAUCAAGUGCCACCACAUCGAAAGCUUCGACCUCAGCAUCAAGUUCCCCGCCUGAAUCAGAAACCAACUUAGACAAAGUUGGACGCAGAUUUAGAACAAAGCGCAUGAGGCCAGAUUAUUUCAAUUCUCUAGAGCUGGAAUAUGCGUCAAGGACAUUCCGUCAGAGGAAACCGAAACCUGAAGAGAAAGAACAUAAAGGCAAAAAGAAACGUGGUAGACCAAAAGGUACUACAGGAGUUCCUCGCAAGCCGAGAGAGGAAAAGAAGAAGGAAGAGGAAGAGCCAAAGCCCUUACCAGAACUAGAUGAUCUGUAUGCAAAUUUCUCACCAGAAAGACUUCAGCAAUUUUCUUUCAUUUUGGAUGAACUGAACUUUAAAAUGAGCACACAGAUAUUCAAACCUGUUUAG
Candidula unifasciata is the source of this 573-nucleotide messenger RNA. NCBI's taxonomy places the organism in Eukaryota, Metazoa, Mollusca, Gastropoda, Stylommatophora, Geomitridae. The record is from the annotation of a GenBank genome assembly.